GAAAUACCGCUUAUUAUCGACUUCGUGAUUGACAAAUUUUCUACGCCCUUGAACUCGCCUCUUAGGUUUGGAUAUGACACCAACGUAUGCACCCCACCGAAAGCCAGUAAACUUGAUAUCAACGUAGCAACUGCACAGGGCAGAGUCUCGAAGUCACCUAGGCCUCACAUGACAGCUUCCUCGCUGGCAGCACUGUCCUCUAAUCUUGCAAGCCACCGCAGUGUCAGCGAAUCGCUGCUUGACGAAGUCUUCUUCACUCCGAAGUCAUCUCAAUCGUCCCAGUCGCUCGUUUCUUCCCCCUCUCCUUCCCCAAGCCCCCUGUCCAAGUCUCUGUUCCAGUUGACACAUAUCCGUAGCUUGGCUGUAUCGGACUCAGCUAGCUCGUCGCUAUCAGAAACCCCCAGCGCCAAGAGUGUUCUCGGAGGCGCGAACCGACAAGCCUGGGUUUUCAACUCGAGAAUGACUUCCAAUUUAGCUAUGGCUCUUCCUGUAGAGGACAAAGAGAACGAGCAAACUAUAUACCUUGGCACGUCAGCAACAUUCUCGACAUUGCCGACACCUUCCUUUGCUCCUCCGUCGCCAUCGCCUAGUGUAGAUGUGAUUUCUCCCAUAUCUUUGACAUACUCCAGGAGACAUCGCAGACCACUGGAACGCUCAGGAGCCAUCCAUCACUUGAAGGCCCCUCGCUCAAUCCCAAGAACCUCUCGGCUCCAUAUACAUGUCCGUGAGCCCCAGUCGCCAGCCACCACGCCUGUACCGACAACUCGCUGGCAGCUCACUGACUCCCCUUCGGCAAGCUCCAUACAUUCGUGUCCUUCUGCAAGUACUUCGGGCGACUCAUACGUCUCUAAGCAUCCCUAUCUUCCACGUGAUCUGGCUUGGCUCGGAGGGACAGAAGUUGAACUCUGGAUCGACCAGGAAGGCUUCCGCGCGAUCCGGCCCAUGAUGCGAUUGAUGGGGUAUUCCCCACGCUCCCGUUCACUCCUUCCAUAUGGUGAGCGUGGCGUCUCAGCCGACGUGAGCGGAGGCUUUGCGGAGUUCAUGCCAGUUAAGCGCGAGAGCUUCGCAUUCCACUAUGCGAUUCUCGAUGGUCUGCCGAUGCUACGGCGUGUCACUGUGGGCGGGGACGAGUCGCGUGACUAUCUCUCCCGGCAAGCGGCGCUGAACAUCAAGACGAAUGGUGUGUAUACCGUUCUCGGGAGCGAGAGCAUGGUGCUGGGAAGCUCGCAGGAGCACGUGAAGUUGCAAUGGAAGUUCGAUUACCUCGUGGAGGACCGUUAUACGGAUGGUUCGCGGCGAGUCCUCCCCGGCGAGAAAGUUAUCACGCCAUUGACGUUUUCGUGUUCUCCAUUCCUGCUGCACAAAGUUCUCCGCGGAGAGACUGGAGCCGCCUGAGCGUCCCAAGAAUGUCGGGCAGCUAAACCAACUUGAAGUACAACGAACGGCGAGUUGCCGGCGUAUGCGCAGGCAUGGGCCGUCCAGGUCAGAUGCCCAUGCGAGCCCGGAAGGCGUUCUUACCUUGGCAAGCGGUGCCCUUGUUGGCAGCUCUCCCUUGGGAUCAAAUGGUGGCAGAAUACUCGAAAGCACCAGACAGAUGCAAUACACUCGGAGACGGAGGGCCUCGUCAGCUGGAGAACACGGUUACGUCAUAUCAAGCUUGCAUGAGCUUAUGUCUGUCCCACCAGUCACUAUCGCCGAGGAUGCAACGGCCGAGCGACCGAAGAUGAUCACACCCAGACAAGACCCACCCCGAGC
Molecule: messenger RNA, 1755 nt
Organism: Suillus discolor
Lineage: Eukaryota; Fungi; Basidiomycota; Agaricomycetes; Boletales; Suillaceae
Exons: 2
Coding region: 169-1395 (408 amino acids)
Source: RefSeq, a predicted model, not a curated record